AUGGGGGACAACAAUGUCGACCUUUCGCACCACCUGUCCCCUGAGGCUAGGAAUCGAGUUGCCAAUCCAGUAAAAGAUAUAUUGCGCGUAAUCAGCGAAUGUCCAGUCCCAGAUCUAAUCAGUAUGGCAAAUGGCGAUCCUCAUCAUUCCCUUUAUCCUUUCCGUAAAAUCAUGUACGAAGUACCAUCUGUACAGGAUACAGAUGAUCCAGUCACCUCAUGGCGGAACAACUCUGGCAUCGCCCAGAUCAUACAUUCCUACAGAGAUCAGGAGUGCGCACUGUCCAUUCGCGACGCCUUCCCGUAUUCCCGAGCUGCUGGUCUCAAACAAUGCAGAGAUGCGCUCACCGAUUUCAUAAAGUUAAUAUUCGAUCCGCCAGAUCAUCAUGUAACCUUGACAAUGGGGAACUCUGACGGUAUCACAAAGGUUUUUCGUCUCUUCGGGGACAAGGGUGAUCAUUUCUUGACCGACGAGUUUUCUUUUCCCAGUAUGACAAACUGUCCUCUCGCAUACGGCGUAAAGUGGGUCGGUGUCAAUAUGGAUUCUGGUGGUAUCAUUCCUGAGGAGCUAGAAAAAAUCCUCAUCACGUGGGACGAGGCGAAAGCAGGACGACGACCUCAUGUUCUCUACAUCACUCCCGUCGGCCAGAAUCCAACCGGAUCAACGCUGAGCGUGGAUCGUCGCAAGAAGAUUUAUGCCAUCGCACAAACAUGGGAUUUAAUUAUCAUAGAAGACGAUCCUUACUAUUUCCUGCGAUACGAUAUCCCUUGCGCACAAGCAGAUCCUGAUGAAUUUAUCAAGAAUUUUAGAACCACUUUGAUACCUACAUUCUUGUCAAUGGAUGUUGAAGGCCGCGUGCUUCGUAUCGACACCUUCAGCAAAGUACUCGCCCCCGGAAUGCGAUUGGGCUGGAUCACGAGCAACAAACUUUUCCAUCUAAAAUUAGCAGACUACAUCGAUUCAUCGACCCAGCCUCCGCACGCCUUCGGACAGAUGUUCAUCACAGAGAUGCUCAGCGAUCACGGCUGGAAAAUAGAGGGCUUCUGUCGGUGGUUAAGAAGCCUAUGCCUGGACUACCAAUCCCGCCGUGAUUUCCUCCUAGACGUCUUCCGGCGCGAAGUAGAACCCACCGGUUAUGCCAGCGUGAACUGUCCUGAAGCGGGGAUGUUUGUGUGGAUAGAAGUUUUUGUCGAGAAACAUCCUCGGUUCGUUCGCGAGCGGUGUUUUGGUGAUGGCUCGUCUGUCGUUCCACGGACUAAUACGGAACGACUUUUGAAGGAGCUUUUUGAGAGAUUGAUGAAUGCGCACGGCGUCGUGUUCAUGCCGUCUUCUACGUUUGCUAUUCCAGAAAAUCCCCUUUGGGUGGAAAGCGAGGGGCAUGUGCCAUUGAGCGAUCGCUGCAGGUUUCUGCGCGCGACGUUCGGUGGUACUGAGGAUAUCAUAGAGAAGGGCAUGAUACGCCUUGGCAAGGGUCUGCGGGAAUUCUUUCAAGAUUAG
This is a messenger RNA of Suillus bovinus, 1497 nucleotides long. RefSeq names its product pyridoxal phosphate-dependent transferase. Gene Ontology annotation, molecular function: transaminase activity; pyridoxal phosphate binding. Bases 1 to 1497 code for a protein of 498 amino acids. The transcript has 7 exons. Lineage: Eukaryota; Fungi; Basidiomycota; Agaricomycetes; Boletales; Suillaceae. Gene Ontology annotation, biological process: biosynthetic process. The record is from RefSeq and is a predicted model, not a curated record.